Molecule: messenger RNA, 2125 nt
Organism: Coccinella septempunctata (seven-spotted ladybird)
Lineage: Eukaryota; Metazoa; Arthropoda; Insecta; Coleoptera; Coccinellidae
Exons: 7
Coding region: 139-2046 (635 amino acids)
Source: RefSeq, a predicted model, not a curated record
CAUUCAGAGCAGAACGAUGUGCGACAUAUUUCACGCUGUUUAAACUCAAAUCGUUCGUUAUCAUCUCUUGAUUUUUUUACAGUUUCAAAUCAGAUGUGAGAAAGGUUUCAGUUAUCCUCGAGAAAUCGUUCUUACAAGAUGUUUGUGAUAUUCGCAGUGUUGAUACUUCAUUUUUUUCCAGCGUUUUCCCAAGACGAAUCAUAUUUCGACGUUUUCUCUAUACCGGGUGUGCCAUGGAAAACUAGGGAUCCUCACAAACUGGAAAGGCCUAAAGAUGAGCUGUACUUGGAGACUGGGGGUUAUAAACUGGAAGAUUUCUUGGGAAAUUACCGGAAAAACCUCAGAUACAAGGGACAGGUGGGAAACGCUUAUAGGAGACAUGAAAAGAGGAACGACAGUGACGUAUGGACGGACGUGGAGAAGUACAGCGACUACAAGAGAUGGAGCAACCAUGACAAAGAUAGUGCGACGGAUCAGAACGAGAAGAAGCAGGACCAGUUCGAGGUCCAAUCGCAACAGACCAGAAAGAAAACUUGGAAGGACAGAAACGACGAUUUACAAUCGGAAUACGGCGAUUUUACAGCGCCCAACGACAGGAAAAAACAGAGGUUCGAACAGGUACCGAUAAAACACGCUAACGCGUCCAGGAAACCCGAAGGUUUCCGACCCACCGGCCUAUCCCACGUCCAGAAGAUCACAAAGGCCGAAGUCUCGAACCUGACCAAGCAGAACGUGAACCGUAUGCUCAGGAACUUCGUGAACAGGCUGUAUAGGCGGAAAUACGGCGUUUCCAGAUACGCCGAGAUAGAUCCCGACGACAUAGACGGCGAGAAGAGCAAGUUUUUCGGCAACGGAUUGGACGCGUUGGCGUUGCUGAAGAACAAGACGAAGAGCAUCGCCAACAAGUUCCUGAACGUGUUCCAGGUGGUCAAGUUCAACAACACGGAGUGUCAGGCCACCCUGAACGGGUUGAGUUACCUGGGGGUCUGCUAUUUGGCCGCACAAUGCGACAGCUUGAACGGCACGGCAGGAGGCAGUUGCGCCGAUGGAUACGGGGUAUGCUGUGUGUUCAGAGGUAGCUGCGGAGGAGGAGCCUCUCAGAACUGCAGUUAUUUCGAGAGCCCAAACUACCCAGACUACUACCCUUCGAACGGCGGCGUGGCACCACCCGUUCCGACCCCCACUCCAACCCCUGGCACGACGACGCCAGAUUUACGUCCCGAUCCCAGGCUUCCGAUGUUGCCUCGCGGCAAUUUCGGCAGGCAGAUGGGGGCGUUGGAGUGUACCUUCAGCGUUUCCAAGGCUUCGUCCGAUAUACAGCAGAUGCGGAUAGAUUUUUUGGAUUUUGAGCUCCUGGGGCCUACCGAUGGAAAUUGCAUCAACGAGAUGUUUGUCAUUACUGGAAACGGGUUGAACAAUCAGAUUCCUUCCAUUUGUGGGUAUAACACUGGGCAACACAUUUACGUGGAUGUUUCCAUGCUGAGCGGACCUCUAAUGUUAUCGGUACUUUCCAACAUGUCCUACAGGAAAAGAUUUCGGAUUAGAAUUUGCCAAUAUUCACAAUCGGCCUGCAUUACCCCCAGCAACUGUUUGCAGUAUUACACGGGAACCAGUGGUAUAAUUCAAUCGUUCAAUUACGAUCAGGCACUUAUGUUGAGUCGAAGUUCCCCAUCUUAUUUCAAUAACCUCAACUACGCCAUCUGUAUAAGACGAGAGGCUGGCUAUUGUUCUAUAACCUACUCAAAUGUGAUGAACGGACUAGAAUAUCCUUUUGAGCUGGUUAAUUACGCUGCAAAUGGCCAACCAACGGUCAUGAUGGGACAGGCAGGUAUAGAAACUUUCGAUUGUCCAAACGAUUAUAUAAUCAUAAACGGGGUGAGACUCUGCGGAACUAAAUUAAAUGAUGGCAUGACGAAUCCAGAUCUGACUGUGAAUGCACCAGUUACAGAUAAUAGCUUGGGACCAAUUGUUAUCCAAGUUAGAACAAAUGGCUCAGCAGUUGGCAGAGGGUUUAAGUUAUUUUAUACACAAAAUAGAUGUUCUUAAUACUUCAAUUGGAAUUUAUAACAUUAUUUAAUAUUUAUUCAUGAUGAAAACAAUAAAUGAGUAAAGGAAAAUGAGUAUU